Molecule: messenger RNA, 1146 nt
Organism: Cydia amplana
Lineage: Eukaryota; Metazoa; Arthropoda; Insecta; Lepidoptera; Tortricidae
Exons: 7
Coding region: 146-1006 (286 amino acids)
Source: RefSeq, a predicted model, not a curated record
CCGAUUUAUCGAAUAACGAUAAAUUAUAUUCAGGCCUGCAUCUGUAUUUAUUUAAAAUAGAUAUAUCAUAUUUCAAACAUACGUACGAUGCCGAUUCAUAGCAUCGUAAUUCAGAACCAACACAAUGAAAUAAGAUUAUAGUGAAAUGUUCAAACAACAAGUGUCGCCGCGGAGCGUCCACCCGUACCAGACGACGAUGGUGCCGCGAAGCGAACAGCAGUUCGUUUCUGCAGCUCAACAAAGGGCCAAGUUUCCUUGGGCGGAAGACAUCAACCCGCCCGUAUACCAGGUCGCGGGAACGGACAGCUCCACCUCAGACACUGCUUACCAUGUUCCUCACUACUAUAAUGAAGAUAUAAGAGAGUAUGGUCCACCAUCACCUGUCUACCAGUCUCCAUAUGGGGCUGGUACAUGGAGGAGCUACAAAAGAGGCGAGAAGCUUCCCAUGCACACGGCAGCGUCACAAGCAUACACCUUUCCCGAGUGUGCUUCAGCAUUCUCACUGCCAAUAUGUGAUAUGGAAAACCGUAUGAAGCCUCUUGGAAGGUCACCGGUGCCUCCUAUACCUUCAGCCAGCCCUGAACCCAUGAUUGGUGCCUGUGGCGGCCACUGUCCUGGAUUUGAAUAUGUGUGCUAUUACAUUUUACAGGUGAUAUUUGUUGUAGGAAUAUUAACUGGGAUCUCAUUGUGUAUCGCUGGAAUUGUGUUAAGGCGUACCAACAGAAAUGGAGACUUAGGAGUCUUAGUUUAUAUAGGAUGCCUGUCUUCCUGUGUGUGCUGUGUGCUGCUCGGCGUGCAGUGCUGCGUUCGGCGCGAGAUCCGGCAACGUAAGCUGCGCACCAACGUGCACAUACCCUUACAGCCCAUACAGGAAGCGCCUGCACCAGCUUGUCCAUUAUUGUCAUCCACACUACCUCAUAGCCAAGUAUAUAGACCAACUGCCAUUCUUUGCCAAGAAGAAGAUGUGACUGGAAUUCCCUGGUGGCGCAGAACUACAAGAGACUGAAUAGGUUUAAGUUUGUUUACCUUAGUGUAUAUGAAAUUAUAUUUUGUGUAACAAUUAAGCUAAACUAAUUGUUUUUUUUAUUAUAUAAGAAUGUUGGAAUGACAUUGAAAUCAAAUAAUAAAAUCAUAAAUCUCACCUCA